ACACUUACCCGAAUAGACGGCAUCAGAAGAGAAAAAACAAAGAAAAUCCAGAAAAUAUGGAAUUUUACUACUUUAGUCUAAGCCCUUUAAGCAGAAGUGUUCUUUUUACAGCUAAAAUUUUAGACGUAAAACUGAACUUGAAGGUUGUAAACCUUUUAAAGGGAGAACAAAAAAAUGAGGAAUACGCCAAGAUAAAUCCUCAUUCUAAAGUUCCUACUCUUGUUGAUGGAGAUUUCGUACUGUCCGAAUCAAGAGCAAUCAUCACCUAUCUCUUUAACAAGCAUGGAAAAUCAAAGGAUGAUUAUCUCUAUCCUAAAGAAUUGAAGAAGAGAGCCAAAGUUGAUCAAUUCCUUUACUAUACUGCAUCUGCAGUUGGUCCAGCUCUUCUUGACUAUUUUGGAGUAGUUUUCGCUGGACAGAGACAACCAACAGAGGAAGAGAAAAGCAAGUUCGAAGGAGUAUUGGCUGACCUUGAUCGUAUUUACUUUCAGAAUUCUAGUUUUAUUUUUGGUGAUAAGCCAACGUUGGCUGAUUUGGAUUUGGCAGCAGUUCUACAACAGAUGGAAUUGAUCAAAGUCGAUUAUUCAAAAUAUCCAAGAAUUUCUAAAUUUCUGAAUGCAGCUAAAAAAUCAGAGUUUUUUAAAGCUGGUCAACAAGAAUUUAAGCAAAUUACCGAAGCUCUGCUAAAACGUUAACUUUAAAUUCUUUUCUGUAUUUCUGAAUUCAAUAAUUUGUCCUCUCUAUUAUUUGUGUUUAUCUUAAGGAAAUAAAGCAAACAGUGUGCUAGUUG
Molecule: messenger RNA, 790 nt
Organism: Dimorphilus gyrociliatus
Lineage: Eukaryota; Metazoa; Annelida; Polychaeta; Dinophilidae
Source: the annotation of a GenBank genome assembly